AACUAUGCCAAUCGCUCAUAUUUCGCUCCGUACCACUCGUCAAACUCUAGAAUGUCACAGAACACGAACAUGUACGAUUUUACUCGCUAUUUUCUCUUGAUCACUGCGCUGGUGUUUGCCAAUGGAGAUGUUCAAAACCCAGAAGAAUACGACCUAAUAGUGAUUGGGGGAGGGUCGGGAGGCCUAGCUGCUGCCAGAGUAGCGUUUAAAGAGCACAACGCAAGGGUUCUGGUAGUGGACUAUGUAGCUCCGUCCCCUAUGAAGUCCUUUUGGAGGGAGGGUGGCACGUGUGUCAACGUCGGCUGCAUUCCAAAAAAGCUCAUGCACCAAGCAGCCCUCCUCGGUCAGGCGAUAAAGGAUGCAUCACACUAUGGGUGGGAAAUCAAUAAACCUGAAGAAGUAAAGCUUAACUGGAAGAAAAUGGUUCGUGCAGUCCAAGAUCACGUACAAGGUACCAGCGAUUUAACACGAAACCAGCUAACGGGAGAUAAGGAAACAAUCGUUACUCAAUACCUCAAUGGCCUGGGAGAGUUUGUGGAUGCAAAAACUGUAAAGGUGACCUUGGUGAAAAAGAAAAGUAAAACUGGCGAGCUGUCAACGAACACCAAAAUAGUCAAAGGGAAGUAUAUUCUGAUCGCUGUAGGAGGACGGCCGAAGUAUCCUGAAAUUCCAGGAGCUCUCCAGUACGCUAUUACUAGUGACGACCUGUUCUCCCUCAGCAACCCACCCGGAAAAACCCUCAUUAUAGGAGGCGGCUAUAUUGCUAUGGAGUCUGCAGGUUUUCUGAAUGGAAUGGGUUUCGACGUAACCGUGAUAGUACGAAAUAAGGUGUUGAAGGAUAUGGAUAAAAUAAUGGUAGCAAAGAUGGUACGGGACCUACGAUCUAGGAACGUCAAAAUUCUACUAAACACUAAAGCCACUUCGAUUGUCGAAAAGAAAGGAUGGUCUUGGUUCUUAGGAAAAAGACUGAAACGCUGCGUGACAUGGAAAACUAGAAGCAUGGAGGAGGAAGUAGACUGCUUCGACACUGUUAUGGUGGCUUCAGGGCGGACACCGCAGACUGCGCAACUCAAGCUGGAAAAUGCGGGAGUUGACAAAACUGAAGACGGACACAUAGAUGUUAAGGAAGGGGAUAAAACAAAUGUAGAAGACAUAUAUGCCAUAGGGGAUGUGUUGUAUAACAAGCCCGAGUUGACGCCAGUGGCUAUAAAAGCUGGUCAGCUGCUGGUGAGGAGGCUGUUCGGUAACAGUAAAGUGCAAAUGGUGUAUGAGAACGUACCGACCACAGUGUUCACCCCACUCGAGUACAGCUUCGUGGGAAAGACUGAGAAUAGUGCAAAAAAUGCCUACAGUGGUACAGCAUACACGAUUGAGAUAUAUCAUUCUAUAUUCACUCCUUUGGAGUUUACAGUUGCACAUAGAGGUCAAAAUAGUUGUUAUUUGAAGGUUAUAGUAAAGACACCCAAAAAGCAAAGUGGGAAAGAAAAGCAAGUAAAAGAAGAUCAGCAAGGAAAGGUAGAACAGCAAGAACAGCAAGGAAAGGAAGUACAGCAAGAAUUACACAGAGAGCAGGAAAUUGAAGGCGAGAUCUUGGGAAUGCAUAUACUGGGUCCAUCGGCUGGGGAAGUGAUGCAAGGAUUCGCCGCUGCGUUAAGGGCUGGAUUAACCUUCAAGCAGCUGCAAGAAACAGUUGGCAUUCAUCCGACGGUAGCGGAGGAAUUUACUAGGGUCUUCAUCACGAAAUCAUCAAAGAUAUCACCAAUCCCACCUAGUUGCUGCAGUUGAAACCAUGGGGCACUCAUACAUGCUACUUAACUAUGCAUUAAAUCAGAGAAUAAAGCAAUAACAAUCAGCCUGAAA
Molecule: messenger RNA, 1860 nt
Organism: Macrosteles quadrilineatus (aster leafhopper)
Lineage: Eukaryota; Metazoa; Arthropoda; Insecta; Hemiptera; Cicadellidae
Product: thioredoxin reductase 1, cytoplasmic-like
Exons: 10
Coding region: 52-1785 (577 amino acids)
Biological process (GO): glutathione metabolic process; cell redox homeostasis; cellular response to oxidative stress
Cellular component (GO): cytosol; mitochondrion
Molecular function (GO): glutathione-disulfide reductase (NADPH) activity; thioredoxin-disulfide reductase (NADPH) activity; flavin adenine dinucleotide binding
Source: RefSeq, a predicted model, not a curated record